AUGACUGCCAUCUUCCUGAUGUCCAUUCUUUUCGGCCUCGCAUGUGGACAAACGAUGUCUUUUUGUAUUCCAACUGAAUAUACAAUGCAUGUAGACAGGACAGAGUGUGCUUAUUGCCUAACCAUCAACACCACCAUCUGUGCUGGAUAUUGCAUGACACGGGAUAUCAAUGGCAAGCUGUUUCUUCCCAAAUAUGCCCUCUCCCAGGAUGUUUGUACAUAUGGAGACUUCAUCUACAGGACUGUAGAAAUACCAGGGUGCCCACACCAUGUCACUCCUUAUUUCUCCUAUCCUGUUGCUGUAAGCUGUAAGUGUGGCAAGUGUAAUACUGACUAUAGUGACUGCACACAUGAGACCGUCAAGACAAACUACUGCACCAAACCUCAGAAGUCCUAUCUAGUGGGAUUUUCUGUCUGA
Messenger RNA from Lepus europaeus (European hare), 417 nucleotides. It is a transcript of the gene TSHB, whose product is annotated as thyroid stimulating hormone subunit beta. Gene Ontology annotation, cellular component: cytoplasm; extracellular region. Gene Ontology annotation, molecular function: hormone activity. Gene Ontology annotation, biological process: G protein-coupled receptor signaling pathway. The record is from RefSeq and is a predicted model, not a curated record. Lineage: Eukaryota; Metazoa; Chordata; Mammalia; Lagomorpha; Leporidae. The transcript has 2 exons. Bases 1 to 417 code for a protein of 138 amino acids.